UUUUUUCAUUUGCGUAAUAUUUUUAAGAUUCGCAAGUUUCUUUCUUAUGAUACAUGUAAAACUCUAAUUCAUGCCUUUGUUACUGCAAGGAUCGACUAUUGUAACUCAUUGCUCUACGGUCAGCCUAAAUGUAUCUUGAAACGUUUACAGAGUGUCCUAAAUAGUGCUGCUAGGCGUAUUCACCUUACUAGUAGAUUUGAACAUGUUACGCCGUUACUUAUUCAACUUCAUUGGCUACCAAUUAAACAAAGGAUAACUUUCAAAAUUGCAGUAAUUACAUUUAAGGCACUUCAUGGUGCUGCACCUAGCUAUAUCACUGAUCUCAUC
Porites lobata is the source of this 327-nucleotide messenger RNA. Lineage: Eukaryota; Metazoa; Cnidaria; Anthozoa; Scleractinia; Poritidae. The record is from the annotation of a GenBank genome assembly.